CACUUAAUGAUUAAAAACUGGAUUUUUGGAGCAGAAUCAUAUCUUCUGUCUUCAAUUAUUCAUCAGCAGUGUGUAUAAAUAGAUGAUGCGAUGAGGAAGAUAACGAGGAAGACAAGCUGAGAUCAGAAAAGCAGAGACCACUAAAUGCCACUUUGAUUCGACACAAGAAAGCUCAAGUCCAAAACGCAUAAGAUGUUCAACCGCAUUUCAGUCUGAUGGAUUAUUAACCAGCCGGCAGAAAUGUACCAAGCAGGUCGAUGAUGAAGGAGAGCUACGCACACCACGUGGUGUCCUGGCGUGACGUCGUAAGUCAGUCAGACUCAUUUUUCCCCUUCCCCACCCGUAUCAUGUAAGCCCCGCCUCUUUUUUUACAAAAGGAGCCAGCUGAUUGGACAAACCAUACAUCAUUCAAUUUGAGAAAACAAUCGACUUUCGAUAGUAUGAACUAGAAACCAGUCCUGACCCAGGGGGCGGAGUUUCUAGCAGCACGGGUGGAAAUAAGAAGAAGAGGAGAGAGCGAGCGAGAGAGAGAGAGAGCGAGUGAGAGAGAGAGAAAAAAAAAGAAAAAAGAAAAAAAAAACGCCGGAGAUGGAGAAGAGUGGAAAAAAAGAAGGGAGGAGGAGGAGAGGAAGGAUGGACGUGCACUAUCGAGCGUGAAACAUUUAUAAGGGGUGUAUUUGUAUUUGUACAUAGCUUAUAAUUCUAUAAUUAAGAUCUCAGAUGGAAUUUUAUUUUGCAAAGCAAUACACGCAGUGAGAUACUAUAAGCCAUGCAUAUGUCAGCCUAUGCAACGACGCUGGAUUUGCACUAUUAAAUCACUGCAAUUUUUUGUGCAUGUAAACACCCAGUGAGCGGAAAUUAUUCUGAAGGACGUUUGUUUUUGUUUGUUUGUUUGUUUGUUUUGGUUUUUUUUUUUUAAUGCACCGGGCCUGUCAACAUUUAUGCAGAAAUGGUGCAGCUGUUGUUUCUUGUAAUUUCCAACGUGCUUCCCACACUUAUUGCAUCCAUGCAUAAUUCAACAACUGGAGGGUGUGCCAUCAUUCGCCCUCCUAGAGAUGGAGGGAUUCGUUACAGAGGACUGACACAGGAGCAGAUUCGCAGUGUGCAGAUUUUGCCUGUAGACUAUGAGAUUGAAUACAUCUGCCGGGGGAACAGGGUGAUUGUAGGCCCGAAGGUGCGGAAGUGUCUCCCUGAUGGCACGUGGACAGAUAUGGAUCAGCAGAGCAGAUGCUUGUUUCUGUGUCCUCACUGGUGGACGUCUUUGGAGAAUGGCAGAGUGACAGUGCAACCCCCUGGACCUCCAGUAGAAGGCACUGUGCUCCAUUACAGUUGUCACGCUGGCUUCCAGUUGGAGGGCAGAAACGUUUCCAACUGCACCAAGCAGGGCAAUUGGGACUCGCCCAAACCACUGUGUAUUUAUGACAGAAAUUAUACAGGGAAGAAGAAGCUGUACAUCGGCGCGCUGUUCCCCAUGAGCGGAGGAUGGCCUGGGGGACAAGCAUGUCUGCCCGCCGCGCAGAUGGCACUGGAGCUCGUCAACAACCGCACUGACAUCCUGCCCGACUAUGAACUCGAGCUCAUCUAUUACGACAGCAUGUGUGACCCAGGGGAAGCCACGAAGCUCCUGUACGACCUCCUCUACACAGAGCCGAUAAAAAUCGUCCUGAUGCCAGGGUGCAGCUCUGUUUCUACACUAGUAGCUGAAGCAGCUCGCAUGUGGAACCUUAUAGUGUUCUCCUAUGGCUCCAGCUCUCCAGCACUGUCCAACAGGCAACGUUUCCCAACAUUCUUCCGCACACAUCCCUCUGCGACGCUGCAUAACCCCACACGAGUGCGCCUCUUUCAGAAGUGGAACUGGAGCAAGAUCGCUACCAUCCAGCAAACAACAGAAGUCUUCACUUCGACGCUGGAUGAUCUGGAGCAGAGGGUGAAGGAAGCUGGAAUAGAGAUAAGCGUGAGACAGAGUUUCCUCACUGAUCCCGCCGUGGCUGUCAAGAACUUGAAGCGUCAAGAUGCCAGGAUCAUUGUUGGCCUAUUCUAUGAGACUGAAGCAAGAAAAGUCUUUUGUGAGGUCUAUAAGGAGAAACUCUAUGGAAAGAAGUAUGUCUGGUUCCUCAUUGGCUGGUACGCAGACAACUGGUUUAAAAUCAAAGACCCAGCCAUUAACUGCACUAUGGAGCAGAUGACAGAGGCUGUGGAGGGACACGUCACUACAGAGAUCGUCAUGCUGAACCCUGAGACUGUUCGUGGUGCCUCCAACCUGACUUCCCAGGAGUUUCUGGCUCAGCUUAUGUCUCGUCUUGGUGGGAAGAACCCUGAGGAGACAGGGGGUUUUCAAGAGGCUCCCUUGGCAUAUGAUGCAGUGUGGGCUCUUGCUUUGGCUCUUAAUAAGACGGUUGCACCGCUACGAGCUAAAGGAAGAAGACUGGAAGACUUUAAUUACAACAACCAGGACAUCAAAGCGGAGAUAUAUCGGGCUCUUAAUACCAGCUCAUUUGAAGGAGUAUCAGGCCAUGUAGUCUUCGAUGCUCAGGGAUCCAGAAUGGCUUGGACACUCAUAGAACAACUGCAAGGUGGGAGUUACAAGAAGAUUGGAUAUUAUGACAGCACAAAAGGCAAUCUUUCGUGGUACGGAAAUGACAAGUGGAUAGGCGGAGACCCUCCAAGAGAUCAGACGGUGGUUUUAGAAGAAUUUCGCUUCCUUUCCCAGAAGCUGUUUGUUUCGGUAUCUGUGUUUGCUGGCCUGGGAAUCAUCCUGGGCAUCGUUUGUCUCACAUUCAACAUCUACAACAGCAACAUUCGGUACAUCCAGAACUCUCAGCCAUACCUGAAUAACAUUACAGCCGUAGGUUGUGUACUUGCCCUGGCUGCUGUUUUUCCACUGGGCAUUGACGGUCUUCAUGUAGACAGAUCUCGGUUUCCUGUGGUGUGUCAGUUCCGCCUGUGGCUGCUGGGGCUGGGGUUCAGUUUGGCUUAUGGCAGCAUGUUCACUAAGAUUUGGUGGGUUCAUACCGUGUUCACUAAGAAGGAUGAGAAAAAAGACAAGAGGAAGCAUUUGGAACCCUGGAAGCUCUACGCAACAGUAGGAGUUUUACUGGCUAUUGACGUCCUGUCUCUGAUGAUCUGGCAGAUUGUUGACCCUUUGCACAUUACAUUAGAGAAGUUCACUAAAGAAGAUCCUAAAGGAGAUCUGGAUUUUUUGAUUCAGCCUGUACUGGAGCACUGCAGCUCAGAGAAGAUGAACACAUGGCUCGGAGUGGUGUAUGGCUAUAAGGGCCUGCUCCUACUGCUGGGCAUCUUCCUGGCCUAUGAGACAAAAUCCAUCUCCACUGAGAAGAUUAAUGACCACCGAGCUGUCGGCAUGGCUAUCUACAACGUGUCUGUUCUAUGUAUGAUCACAGCACCUGUGACGAUGAUUCUCUCCUCUCAACAGGAUGCCUCUUUUGCCUUUGCCUCUCUGGCUAUAGUGUUCUCCGUCUACAUCACUUUGGUGGUGCUCUUUGUGCCCAAGAUGCGCCGUUUGAUCAUGCGUGGGGAGUGGCAGUCUGAGCAGCAGGACACGCUGAAGACGGGAUCAUCUACCAAUAACAAUGAUGAAGAAAAAUCACGGCAGCUUGAGAGAGAGAAUCGAGAACUCCAGAAGAUCAUUCAGGAGAAAGAGGAACGCGUAACAGAACUUCGUAACCAAUUAGCAGAACGUCAGGCUCUCCGGGCUCGGAAACCAGCAUCUUGUCAGAACCAAAACCAGAACCAUAGCGUCCCCCUUCUGGCUUCAUCUGAGCCUCCUGGCUACUCGUCUGGCACAGAGCACUCGGUGCCUCCUUCCUUCUCUAACAACUCCACCCUCUACCAGGGAGAAGGGAAGCUUAGCCGGAAUCACUGCCACAACAGCCGGCUGCCUCUUCUCUACAAAUGAGCUGGGCAGAACUGGAGAUAAACGGGCUGCGUGUCCAAGAGUUCGUGUGAGUUAACACAGUGUAGUUUUAAUAAUUCUUUCAUUCCAAUCAUUUUUAGCAAUAGCUUCCAACAAGUGUUCAGGUCUUGUGCGAUGCCAUCUUAUAU
This is a messenger RNA of Ictalurus furcatus (blue catfish), 4062 nucleotides long. It is a transcript of the gene gabbr1a, whose product is annotated as gamma-aminobutyric acid (GABA) B receptor, 1a. Bases 950 to 3916 code for a protein of 988 amino acids. The transcript is spliced from 24 exons. Gene Ontology annotation, biological process: gamma-aminobutyric acid signaling pathway; G protein-coupled receptor signaling pathway. Gene Ontology annotation, molecular function: G protein-coupled GABA receptor activity. NCBI's taxonomy places the organism in Eukaryota, Metazoa, Chordata, Actinopteri, Siluriformes, Ictaluridae. Gene Ontology annotation, cellular component: G protein-coupled receptor heterodimeric complex; membrane. The record is from RefSeq and is a predicted model, not a curated record.